Messenger RNA from Etheostoma spectabile (orangethroat darter), 2600 nucleotides. RefSeq names its product SH3-domain binding protein 2 (gene sh3bp2). NCBI's taxonomy places the organism in Eukaryota, Metazoa, Chordata, Actinopteri, Perciformes, Percidae. Gene Ontology annotation, biological process: signal transduction. The record is from RefSeq and is a predicted model, not a curated record. Gene Ontology annotation, molecular function: SH3 domain binding.
ACAAGAGAGAUAAACAUCAUCAAAGGCAGCCAGAGAGAGAGAGAGAGAGAGAGAGAAAGAGUGAUCAUCAGAGAGAGAAAUGAAAAGGGAGUGUGAUCAGAGGAGGCAGAAAAGCAGCCAGACAAAACCCUCUCAGUUUGGAUCUGAUGAGACGCAACAGUGAACCCACAGUGGACAGAGAGAGGAGUUUGAGUCCAGUCGGCUGUCUGUCGGCCGUCUCUGUCUUGGACAUGCUGCCGGAGUUAGCGUCCACAGUGUUAGCGUCCACAGUAGGCCUGCUGAGGGACAGCGCUGCUGUUCAGAGCAUCAACAGGAGGCUCAACAGGAGAACCAUGUCAUCUCCAGAGAUGUGUUGGCCAGUGCCGAUGCGAGCCAUCGGGGCGCAGAACCUCCUCACCAUGCCGGGAGGAGUUUCCACUUCAGGAUACCUCCACAAGAAGGGAGGCAGCCAGUUCAGCCUUAUGAAAUGGCCACUGAGGUACAUCAUCAUCCAUAAGUGCUGUGUUUACUACUUUAAGAGCAGCACCUCUCCCGCACCACAGGGGGCAUUCUCUCUCAACGGCUACAACAGAAUUAUGAGAGCAGCAGAGGAGACAACGUCCAGUAAUGUGUUUCCUUUUAAGAUCGUCCAUUUCAGUAAGAAACACAGGACGUGGUUUUUCUCUGCAGCCAGCGAGGACGAGAGGAGGAAAUGGAUGCGAUACCUGCGAAGGGAGAUAGAUCACUAUAACGACAGAAAAGAGUCCCAGAUUUCAAGUGACUCAGACACAGAUGCCGACAGUUUCUAUGGCACCAUUGAGAAGCCCAUGGAUAUUAAGCAACCCUUCAAUAACGCAGAAGACGAUUAUGUGGAGGACGACGAUGACGAUGAUGACGAUGAGGAAGACUAUCUGAAGCCAGACGCCGAAAGUUCGCCGACAUCGACAGGUCGAGCCACGGUGCCGCCCCCCUCCUACCCCCCUCCCCCAGUGCCGGCAGGAUCCCAGUUCCGUCAAGACUCCCAUCCAGGUUUCCACAAAGGCCCGCCUCCUGCCGUCCCGCCUCAAAACAAAAUCCUGACCACCUCACUCCCCAAAAAAACCCCGCCCUCUGUGCCCACUCCCUCCAUACUGAAGGACCCCAACAAAGGCCUGCCCCCUCCUCUCCCCUUUGCCCCCCACCUGCACAGGUCAAUCCCCCCCCCGCCGCCUCCUCCUCCCCCCAACGCAAAGAAAACUCUGCAGAGCAGGGUGACAUCAGUGGGGGGGCCCGGGAACGAUAAGAGAGACUGGAGGCCUCUGCCGAAUUUAUCGGUCCAAACCCCCGCCACUCUGCCCAUCUGUGACCAAUUAGAGAGCAGGAUGGCCCUCAAUGGUCCCUCCCACCGCUCCCUUAAUGCUUUAGGGAGCCAAUCAAUGUGCAGCAACCACCACCGGGAGAUGAGCAACCCCCGCGGCAAGCCGAGCCUACCUCCUCAGGUAAAUAUUGGAGGGGCUAACCUCAGACCUGUGAAGUCAGAAGCCCUGUCACUCAACAAGACGCCCCCCAGUCACCCCCCACUGCCUUGCCACCCUCCAAUCCCUCCUCUACUUAAAGCUGGACUACUAAAUAAGCCAGCUGUACCUAAACCUCCUCCGCCAACAUUAAAACCCUCGCUGCCUGCAGCCAAGCCCAAGCAGCCAGGCACACCCCUUCAAAGAGCAUCUCCAGACGGCCAGAGCUUCCGUUCGUUGGGAGACGAGACGCCCACGGAGUUCAGGAUGAAACGAGACUCCAAACCCAGCGGAGGAUACGAGUCGGAUGAUGACUACGAGAAUAUGCAGCUGCCAGACUCCGUGUUCAUCGAUACGACUGAAUCCAGCUUCGUAGAAAAGUUGUUCAAAGAGAGCCCCGUCCCCCCACAGGAUGGACUGUACGGCAUCAGGAACUCGGGAACCAAAACGUCAAAGGUGCUGGUGGUGUGGGAUAUUAGCAUAGGCAAAGUCAGAAACUACCGACUCUUUGAAGAGGAGGACUCUGUGUAUCUGGACAGUGAAGUCCUCUUCCCCACCCUGUCAGCUGUGAUCGAACACUACCACAGCCAUCCGCUCCCCCACCACGGCUCGCUCUGCCUGCAGAAGCCCUACACCAAGACACUGGGCUUCUGACCAACGCAGUCGAUCCAUAGCAGAACAAGUCAUGGAGACAAAGUCGCCCGCGCAGAUGAAAUAACAGACCACUCCUCUCUCUGUUCAGUGGGAAAAACCUUCAUGCAACGCUUCAUGUUAAACAGCAAGGACAGUAACAUUCGGACAAGCUUGGGUUAUCCCAACUGUGAUAACAAGACGAAGACAGUUAAUGGGACUUUAUUUAACUCACACUAAGCCAAACUAGACUCAUAUCUUCACACAGCAAGCCCUCAUCAUCUUUUAUGCACUGAAAACAUCAGUAUAUGUGUAAAGUACAGGUCAAUUAUUAAGGGAAUAUAAUAUAUUUAUUACCCGUUGUGAAAUCUGUCAAACUCUCUGGACCAAAAAUCUUAAAAGGGGAACUUAGACAAUUUCCAAACUUCAUACAUGUUAUUCCAAUAGUCUAAUGUAGUCCAAAACUGUAAGAAACAUGAAGAACUCUCUCUGAAAUCC